UCUCUAGACUGUCUCUCGCUCUCUCUCUAGAACUCCACGCGCACUCUCAAAGCCAAAAGCCAAAAAGAAGGGUAGAGAAGGCCAAAGCCGAGCAGCCCACCUGUUCUUCUUCAACGCCCCCGCCCCCCCCCCCCCCCCUCUCCCUCUCUCUCUCUGUGAUCAUCUCUCUCUCUCUCUCUCUCUCUGCACCCAAAAACCCUACUCUCUCUCAUACCAUCUCGAUACCUCUCCCUCAGCUCUUCUCCAUUUGAUGGGCAUUUACUAGCAUUCCUUUUCUGGACAGUGUCACUCCUGCCCAGCUCGAAAUUUUGAUCCUUUUCGUCCUCCACCCUGUUGCCAAUUCCACUGAUUCAGCUUGUUUCUGGGGGUCAUUGUGUGGUUUCUUCCUCCUCCGAGCUGAAAGUUCUCGAAUUUGGGUGGUUUUCCUUGGUGGGUGUUCUUUGUCGGGUUUUGGAUGGCUGCGGUUGCUGAAAUUCCCAAUGAGGCAUCAGCAGCUGCUAACAAGAUCAAGAAUUUGGACUCGAAGCCCAAUUUGGGGAAUCCCAAGGCGGACACCGAAUUCAAUGUGCAGAAGCUCGUCGACAUGUUCACCAAGUUGAAUCCUUCGGCUAAGGAAUUCUUCCCUUCUUCCUAUUCCCCGACUCGUGAUCAUCAUCAUCAUCAGCUCCAGCAGGGAACCAAUUUCCUGACCAAGAAUCUGGGAGCUGAUAAUUUCCCCAAUAACCGGAGGAGGAGAAAUAAUUUCAACCAGGGAACAAGAAGGUUGAAUGGAAGAGCUUUCCGAGCUCAAAGAGAAGAUAGUAUCAGGAGAACUGUUUAUGUUUCUGAUAUUGAUCAGCAUGUGACUGAAGAGCAGCUGGCUACCCUGUUUAGUACUUGUGGACAAGUUCUUGACUGCCGAGUUUGUGGUGAUCCGCACUCAGUUCUGCGCUUCGCAUUUGUGGAAUUCGCUGACGAAUAUGGAGCUAGAGCGGCUCUAAACCUCGGUGGGACAAUGCUAGGGUACUAUCCCGUCAGGGUCUUACCUUCAAAGACAGCUAUUCUUCCUGUAAAUCCCAAUUUUCUCCCUAGGUCAGAAGAUGAACGUGAGAUGUGUUCUAGGACAGUCUACUGUACAAAUAUCGAUAAAAAGGUUUCUCAAGCUGAAGUUAAGAAGUUUUUCGAAAGUGCCUGUGGUGAGGUUACUCGUCUGAGGCUUUUGGGAGACCAUGUCCAUUCUACUCGCAUCGCUUUUGUUGAAUUUGCUAUGGCUGAGAGCGCUAUUAUCGCACUAAAUUGCAGCGGGAUGGUGUUGGGAACUCAACCAAUCAGGGUAAGCCCUUCGAAAACACCAGUGAGGCCCCGGGUCACCCGCCCCUCCAACAUUUGAUAAGUUAUUGGAACCGUAACACCUGCUGUUCUGAAGGAUUGAUGAAAGAACUCCGAACUUGUCGGUUUUUAUUUUAUCGAUCUCUUUAUUUUCCAUCGCAGCAGUAACUCUUUCUGUGACUAAAACACUUCGUGAGCCUAUCACUUCCUUUUAGAAGUGUUUAAACGACCCGAUCUUGAACCUUCCGAAGAUCUAAUUGCAUCCCUUCUCUUGACAACUA
This is a messenger RNA of Punica granatum (pomegranate), 1589 nucleotides long. The record is from RefSeq and is a predicted model, not a curated record. NCBI's taxonomy places the organism in Eukaryota, Viridiplantae, Streptophyta, Magnoliopsida, Myrtales, Lythraceae.